Messenger RNA from Carassius carassius (crucian carp), 1853 nucleotides. RefSeq names its product calreticulin-like. Gene Ontology annotation, molecular function: calcium ion binding. The transcript has 9 exons. Gene Ontology annotation, cellular component: endoplasmic reticulum; endoplasmic reticulum membrane. NCBI's taxonomy places the organism in Eukaryota, Metazoa, Chordata, Actinopteri, Cypriniformes, Cyprinidae. Gene Ontology annotation, biological process: protein folding. The record is from RefSeq and is a predicted model, not a curated record. The coding region runs from base 190 to 1452 and encodes 420 amino acids.
CCAUCUGUUCCCAGUCUAGAGGCGAGACCGAGCAAAAGAGAAGAGCUCACGGUGAUUUCUGCAGGCAUGUGAAGAUCCUAACAGAGCUUAUUAUAUUCAUAUCCAAGCCUCGUAUUUCUUAUUAAAUAGUUUACUUUAUAUUUUUACUGUUAUAUCUCUUUAAAAAGAGUAUACAUUUUUACUGCAAAGAUGACAGCGUUAUCGCUACUGUUUGUGGCAGUGUCCAUCCCUUUAGUAACUGCAGAAUCAUCUGUUUAUUUCCGAGAGCAAUUUGAAGACGGAGACACCUGGAGGAGCCGAUGGGUGGAAUCCAAGCAUAAAUCAGACUAUGGGAAGUUUGUCCUAUCUGCAGGCAAAUUUUAUGGCGAUGCCGAUAAAGAUAAGGGUCUUCAGAGCAGUCAGGAUGCUCAUUUCUACGCACUGUCAUCCCGCUUUGCUGAUUUCAGCAACAAGGAUCAGCCCCUCGUGAUCCAGUUCAGUGUAAAGCACGAGCAGAGCAUUGACUGUGGUGGAGGCUACAUCAAACUUUUCCCAUCAGACCUCAAACAGGAAGAAAUGCAUGGAGACUCCACAUAUAAUAUCAUGUUUGGUCCUGACAUCUGUGGUCCUGGAACCAAGAAAGUACAUGUAAUUUUCAACUACAAAGGCAAAAAUCAUUUGAUCAACAAAGACAUUAGAUGCAAGGAUGAUGAAUACACCCAUCUGUACACAUUAAUUGUCAAUCCUGACAACAAUUAUGAAGUCAAGAUUGAUAACAAGAAGGUAGAGUCUGGUUCUUUGGAAGAAGACUGGGACUUCCUGCCUCCCAAAAAGAUCAAAGAUCCCGAAGCGAAAAGGCCUGAGGACUGGGACGAGAGGGAGAAGAUCGAUGACCCUGAUGACAAGAAACCAGAGGACUGGGACAAACCCGAGAACAUCCCUGAUCCUGAUGCCAAGAAGCCUGAUGACUGGGAUGAUGAGAUGGAUGGGGAGUGGGAGCCGCCCAUGGUCACCAAUCCAGAAUACAAGGGUGAGUGGAAACCCCGCCAGAUUGACAAUCCUGCUUUCAAGGGGAAAUGGGUGCACCCUGAGAUUGAUAACCCAGAGUACACCGCUGACAACGAAAUCUAUAAAUACGAUAGCAUCGGAGUGAUUGGACUGGACUUGUGGCAGGUGAAAUCUGGCACAAUUUUUGACAACUUUCUGAUUACUAAUGACCCUAAGCUGGCAGAAGAGGUUGGCAAUGAGACUUGGGGUGCUACAAAGGAUGCUGAGAAGAUGAUGAAGGAAGGUCAAGAGGAGGAAGAGAGAAAGAAGCGUGAGGAAGAGGAAAAGACAAGAAAGGAGGAGGCAAAGGAUGAAGAGGAAGAAGAAAAGGAAGAGGAAGAAGAGGAGGAGGAGGAGGAGGAGGAAGAAGAGGAGGAGGAAGAAGAAGAGGAGGAAACAGACUCUAAACUCAAAGAUGAGUUGUAGAUUUCAACAGGAACUUGUGAAGUAAUGCCCCAUGACUAAUGGGGUACAAGGCAGAGAACUGGACUAAUGCUGGACAUUCCUUGUUGUUGUCUGUCGGAUGAUUCUGGCAGGAUUUAUUUUUUGUCUCAUUCCACUACUACAAACCUAUUUAUAGAUUUAGCUUUUUUUUCAUAAUUUUCAUUUGCAUGAUGUCAAGCAAAGUCCCAAGCAUUUUCAAUCGGGCAGGGUUGAAGGCAGCCAACAUAAAAAAAAUUACACAUCCCCAUCUGUAGUGAAAGAUACGAUCCAUAAAAAUUCAACGCUCUUCUUUACAAAAUAUCCUGUUUGCUAAGCAAUUCUGUGACAUGAACUUGAAUCAUAACAGCCAUCAACUGGUAGCUACGAUACACUAGAAUAUUUAC